Messenger RNA from Patiria miniata (bat star), 1358 nucleotides. RefSeq names its product progestin and adipoQ receptor family member 3-like. Gene Ontology annotation, cellular component: membrane. Gene Ontology annotation, molecular function: signaling receptor activity. The coding region runs from base 76 to 1065 and encodes 329 amino acids. The transcript is spliced from 7 exons. NCBI's taxonomy places the organism in Eukaryota, Metazoa, Echinodermata, Asteroidea, Valvatida, Asterinidae. The record is from RefSeq and is a predicted model, not a curated record.
AUGCAACGACUGGGGGCGCUGUAACAGCAGGGCGGUUACGGAAAAAUUGUGAAAAAUUGGUUGCAGCUCGGUUGCAUGGACAACAAAGUCGGCUUCGGAUUUGUUUCCGCUCAUGAUACAGAAAUGAUGAACGACACUUUCAAAGGUCGUCUGCAAGACGCUGCAUUAAUCGAUCCAUACUACCUCAAGAAUGGCACCGGUGGAGUGUCGAGGCAUCACUUCUCUGAGAUUCCCCAUUAUCUGCAGGGAAAUCCGUUCAUCCAGCGUGGAUACCUGUCCCAGUUGUCGUAUAAAAAGUGCAUAAAAAGUACUUUUCUGUGGUCUAACGAGACAGUCAACGUGUGGAGCCAUCUCAUCGGAUUCCUGAUCUUCUUAGCCUUGACGAUUUACGAUAACCUGGUCACCAUACCAAACUUCAAUGGAACGCUGAGCGACCAUUUGAUCUACACGGUCUUUCUGACAUGUUUUCAGGUUUGUAUGCUAUGCUCAGCCGGUUUCCAUCUGUUCCGUGUUCAUUCGGAGGAAGUGUCCAAGCGUUGGUUUAGUCUAGAUCUAGCUGGGGUCUCUGUCGGCAUGCUGGGUUGCUAUUUCCCUUCCGUCUACUAUGGGUUUUUCUGCUAUCCGUACUGGAAGAACGUCCACAUGGUCAUCGUGUGCUCCCUUCUCGCCAUGACGCUGACCGUACAGCUUCAUCGACGUUUCCUGACGUCCGCCUGGGCCACCAAACGGCUUCUACUAUUCUGUAUAUCGGUAGCCUACGGCGUCGGGCCCAGUAUACACUGGAUAUAUCUCCAUGGAGGGUUCCAAGAAGAAAUAGUCCAAAUUUUCGUUCCAAAGUUGAUACUAAUGUACACCUUAGCAAUCUUAGCCCUCUUCUUUUACGCUUCCAAGUUUCCAGAACGUUGCUUCCCUGGUAAAGUGGACUACAUUGGCUCCAGCCACCAGUGGUGGCACAUCAUUAUCGUUAUCGUAUUCCUAUGGUGGCAUCACGUCGGAAUCGAACUGGUAGAAUACAGGACCAAAUACCCAUGCCUUAGUGAGAAUGGAAGUCUAUUAUCUCUAUAGCAUGCAUGCCUCUAUUACCCAUACCCAGAGGCUGAACUGCAAUGGGGGGGGGGGGGGGGGUGAUGGAGGCACCCCUUCCCCAUUGAAGACCAGUGCCCCGCCCUCCACCCCAGCCCCGCUCAGAAUUUUUGAGAAGGCCAAAAUAGCAUGUUAUUGUGUAGAACUUAUUGAGUGUCCCCUGCUGAAAAUAGGGCCCUUAAACUCCGUCCCCCCCCCCCCCACCACCACAAAUUGGACCCCUGUUAUGCCACCCCCAAUUACACGCCAACCCCCUCCAACCCCCCACCCUGCCC